This is a messenger RNA of Symbiodinium natans, 1953 nucleotides long. Lineage: Eukaryota; Dinophyceae; Suessiales; Symbiodiniaceae. The record is from the annotation of a GenBank genome assembly.
AUGGAGGGACGGGAUGCGCUAGCCCGGCACCUCUACGGGACAAUUUUCCUGUACAUAGUCCGUCGCAUCAACGACGCCCUCUCCCCGGGCUCCGCCCGACAUCCCAGCUCGGCGCAGCCCUAUGUUGGCGUUCUGGACAUCUUUGGAUUCGAGUUUUUCGAACACAACUCGUUCGAGCAGCUCUGCAUCAAUUUUACGAAUGAGCUGCUUCAGCAGCACUUCAGCGAAGUAAUUUUUGAAUUUGAGGCGGCCCUCUACGCCAAGGAAGCCGUGAGUUGGGAUCCUGGAGACUUCCCCGACAACAAAGACAUUGUCGAUCUGAUUGGAAGCAUCCAGGCGCCUCGCGGGCUUUCUCUGGAAGGGCUUCUGCCGAUGCUGGAUGAGGAGGGAAACCUCCCCGGUGGCAGCUCCACCGGCUGGUUCAACAAGCUGUCGUCCAAGUACUCCAACCAUGCGAUCUUCCAGGUGGUGAUGCGGCGGCGGGGUAACUUCCUGGUGAACCACUUCGCCGGCGCGGUGGAGUACGAAUCCCGCGACUUCCUGUUCAAGAACAAAGACACCCUCUCGCCGGAUGCCAUGGAGAGCAUGAAAGCCAGCUCCAGCGAGUUCCUUCGAAGUCGCUUCCAGGAGGAGGGGCGCAGCUUCGGCACGCAGACGUGCGCCUCCACAGGCCGCGUUCGAAAGGCCAAGGCCUACUCCGUCUCCCUGGAAUUCCGGCAACAGCUGCGCGAGCUGAUGACUAGCGUGCGCUCCACACAUCCCCACUUCAUCAGGUGCAUCAAGCCGAACCCGCAGAACAAGCCGCAGGUCUUGCACAGAAGCUCGGUGGUGGAGCAGCUGAGAUACCAGGGCGUUUUGGAGGCAAUCCGUGUCAGCCGCGCCGGCUACCCUGUGCGGCACCGCCAUCGCGAGGCUGUCUUGGAGUACUGGCGGCUGGAGAAGCCCCUGUGGUCUAGGCUGGAAUUCGAAGUUGGCUGUGGCGAGUACGCCGAAGCGGCGAGCCUGCUCUUCAGGCGACUGCAGGAGCGAGUUGCGCAUGUGCUCCCAGAUGCGCCGGGCUAUGGGCUGCAGAUCGGCCGGCACAUGAUCUUCAUGAAGAGGGAGGUUGCUGCCUUCCUGGACGCUGCCCUGCGGAAGGCCCGCAUCGAGGCCUCCGUGCAGAUCCAGGCGCGCUGCCGGGAGCGGCAAGCGAGGCUCCGGUUCCGCAGCGUGCGCGAGGCGGCGGUUCGAAUCCAGGCCCUGGCUCGGGGGAGGGCCGCGCGCAAGUUAGCCGAGGAGAUGCGGAGGCAGCGCGCAGCUACCAAGUUGCAAUCCGUGCAGCGCGGACGCCUGGCUCGGCGAGAGUAUCAGGCAAAAUGCCAAGCUGUGGCGACAUUGCAGGGCGGGCUCCGAUCCCUGCUGGCAAGGCAACGAUUCCUUGCCAUGUCCUCCAGCGCCCGGCAACUCCAGAGUUGGUUUCACCGCACGGUGCUCCGGAUACGGCGGCGGCGCCGAACCCGGGCCGCCUUGCCCAUCCAGACCGCCUGGCGCCGGGUCCUCGCCAAGCGCGAGGUCCAGCAGCGUCGCGAGGCUUUGGCUGCCGUGCAGCGGCCGUAUAGGCGGCUCCUCCGCCAGUGGCAAUCACAGGCGGUCCAGGAGAUCCGGGAGCAGGGCCUCUUGAGACCUGCCCCAGAACCAGUGGGCUUAUUGGCCGAAGAUCAUCUGGACGAGCAGCUCGAGGACGUUCCUUUGGGAAAGCUCUUGGCCGCCAUCGCCAGCCUCGAGCGCUGUAAUGCAGCGCUGAGCUUCGAGGCCAAGGCCACCCGCCUCUCCUGCGAGCGCCUGCGCGCGGAGCUGGGGGACCUGCGCCGGAACUCCAUCCCCGGGGUCAUUGGCCAAGUCUAUGGCAACAGCAGCUUCCUUCCGGCCGCCAACUUUGUCUUCCUCGACAGUUGGCAUGCCUACUGGAGCUGA